AUGGUGACUUUCCCCCCAAGCGAGGAUUUACCUGAAUGCAUAUUUGGUGAUGUGCGCCCUAAACCUGAUGCUGCAGAGCAGAGUCUAGCGAAGAAGUGUGUUACUCCUAAUGGAAAAGAAGCAAGUAUCCCACCUCAGAUUGUUGUUCCACGCCCUCCCAAAAAACGCAUUGCACGGUUAUCUUUUGGAGCUCCUACCACUUCUGUUACUGGACAUGGGAAGGUCAUCCGAAUUAUAUCCGGGGAGCUUGAAACUGUGUUCAAGUGUAGGAAAAAUGACUUUGUGUGCGAAGAUGUUGUAUAUGAAUGGUAUGCAUUACAGCAGAGGAACGGUUUCAGGUGGCUUGGAUGUAAAUUUUUUGCUGGCACUGUUCAGGGAAAUAGCUUUAAAGUUACUACUGAUCAGGGAUCAACUUGCAAAGAGUAUAGUACCAAGCGUUUAAAAGCUUUAAAGGCUGGGAUUAGCUUGAGACGGCUUAAUCAUGAUAUUGUUGACAUUGCAAGAGUUGCAAAUUAUUCUAAAACAAAUGCUCAAGGUGUUGCUUUAAUAUGUGAUAAAGAAGUGCCUGCUGAGCCUCUUCAGUUGCCUGCUCGUAUAUACUGUUCCAAGUGCUAUGCCAAAAAAUUUGCUUAUGAACCACUGAUGAAGUAUAUAUAUCAUAAUCUUCCUGACUUAUUACCUGAUGAUACACACCCAAAGCAUUUGCAGAUGUAUUUUUAUGAUGCAGAGCAUGAAGUGAAGAAUCGCUCAUCUACUUUUCCAGAGGUGGAACAAGAAAUGGUUCAGCUUCUUAUGCAAGUAAUGGAUCGCAAUCCAUAUGCUCAGUUUUUCCGUUCAUUAAGAGAAAUUCCGGUUGUGGAAAGUACUGAAAUUCAUUUGAACCGAAAUCCAGUUCUUGGCCAAAGAGUUUAUAAUGCACCAACUGCAAAUGAGGUGGAUGUUAUAUGGUCAGAAGAAACAUCAUCUAGCGAAUAUAGUAGUCCUCAUAUUAUUGCUUGUGGUAAAAGAAACACAACUACACCUCAUAGAAUUAUGCAUUACUAUGGAUGCCAUGAUCCGCUUCAAUAUCCUCUUUUAUAUCCACAUGGAGAUUGUGAAUGGCAUGAGGGUCUAGAGAAAAUAAAUACAAUUGAUAGCAAUGUUCCCCUGCAACAAGAAGUUUGCCCACUAGAGUCAAUUGAGAGUGUGGAGGACUUACUGGCCGAAGAGGAAGCAAAUAUUGUUUACAACUAUGUAAUGCAUCUAAUGGCAAAAGGAGAAGUUGAUAUGUAUGUUAAGCUAGAAAACACAAGACUGGAUUUUUUCCGUAGAAAUCAGGUUGCCAUUCGUGCUGAUCUUUAUCAGGGACUUGUUGAUUGUGGCCCUAGAGAUCUUCGAAGUAGGUACUUGAAUGCGAUAACUUUGGUCCAGCGAUUUGGAAAACCUAAUCUGCUCAUAACUAUUAUGAGUAAUCCAAAUUGGCCGAAAAUCAAAAAAGAAUUAGCUCCUGGAGAACUUGCUCAGAAUAGGCCCGAUUUAGUUGCAAGGAUUUUCCAUGCUAAGCUAAUUGCACUUAAGAAGCAAAUCAUGGAGGAGAAAAUUUUUGGAGAAGUUGCUGCACUAAUAUAUGUAGUUGAGUUCCAAAGCAUUAAAGAUCCUGCUGCUUUUGAUAAAUUCGUAGCUGCAGAGAUACCUUCAACAAAGAAUCCUCAUCUAAGAGAGGUCGUUUUAUCUCACAUGAUACAUGGUCCAUGUGGGAAGGAAAAUCCUGAGUGCUCUUGUAUGAAACAUAGAGGCCGACUCGGUGUGUGUAAGUAUGGAUAUCCAAAACCAUAUGUAACUAAGACUACUAGCCAUGAGGAUGGAUAUCCUAUGUAUAGAAGGCAUGAUACUGGAGAAACACUAAUGAUUCGUAAGAAACCUAUGGAUAACAGAUGGGUCAUUCCAUAUAACCCAUAUUUGUUAGCCCUCUUUGAUUGCCACAUGAAUGUUGAAGUGUACUCUACAAUUUGCGCUGUAAAAUAUCUCUACAAAUAUGUCUACAAGGGGCACGAUCGGAUUUCUUUCAAUGUUUCUUCUGCAGAAAAUCCAAAACCCAGAGAUGAAAUCGAGCAAUUCCAAUCUAGAAGGUGGGUUUCUCCAUGUGAAGCAGCUUGGCGUUUAUUUAGUUUUGGCCUAUUUGAAAUGCACCCCCCAGUGUUGCCUCUCCAAAUCCAUCUUCCUAAUCUGCAGACUGUCCAGUUCAGGAUAGAUGAAAGUUUAGAUUCUGUUGUAAAUGAUACCAAGAGGCAUAAAACUGCUCUGACAGAAUUUUUUGCAAUGAAUGCUGCUAAUCCAGAUGGACCACAGUAUUUGUAUUCAGAAUUUUCAAAGAAUUUUGUUUGGACAGCAGCUACAAAGGCAUGGACUAGGCGUGGGAAUAAAAAAAUAGCCAUUGGUAGGAUGGCAUUUGUAGCACCAUCUGAAGGUGAACGCUAUUACCUGUGCCUUUUUCUAGCAAAUGUUUGGGGGCCUAAGUCAUUUGAAGAUCUUAGGACUGUUGAUGGUAACAUUUAUGCAACUUUUCAUGAAGCUGCUAUUAAGCUUGGCCUCAUAGCUGAAGAUGAUGCUGUGGACAAGUGUAUGUCAGAGGCUUCGGAAACUCACAUGCCUAAGGCUUUAAGACGUCUAUUUGCUACUGUUCUCAUUUUUUGCAAUCCUUGCAAUCCACUUGCCCUAUGGAAUAGAUUUUAUUCUAAUAUAUCUGAAGUUUUCGUAAGCAAUCCUUCGAACCAGGCUGGUAAAGUUCAGUACUUAACAGUUCGUUUUGUUGAGCAGUAUUUAGAAGAAAUGGGAAAGAGUUUGCUUGAAUUUGGGCUUGAUGGUCUAAUGUGUGAGACAGAUGAUGCAAUUAGAAGGACUCAGGAUAUUGUUGAUGCCCUAGACGCACCUGUACCUGAUAUAUAUAUAAAGAAGCGUGCUUAA
Chenopodium quinoa (quinoa) is the source of this 2943-nucleotide messenger RNA. RefSeq lists its product as uncharacterized. The record is from RefSeq and is a predicted model, not a curated record. Lineage: Eukaryota; Viridiplantae; Streptophyta; Magnoliopsida; Caryophyllales; Amaranthaceae. The transcript has 13 exons. Bases 1 to 2943 code for a protein of 980 amino acids.